Molecule: messenger RNA, 702 nt
Organism: Dracunculus medinensis (Guinea worm)
Lineage: Eukaryota; Metazoa; Nematoda; Chromadorea; Rhabditida; Dracunculidae
Source: the annotation of a GenBank genome assembly
AUGGAACUUAUUCCAGACGGGUAUGGGAAAGAAAUUGCUGAAAUUUUCACUAUAGUAUAUGAAACGAAUUAUUCUCACAAAAUUGAUUAUGAUUUGGUCCAAAUAAAAUUUUCUGCGGUUGUCGAUUUUCAGAUUUUAACUGGAGCUAUGAAUUUGACUACUAAAUCUGCAACUGUGGCAUUUCCCAAAAAAAUAUCUACUGAAGUUUGCGCAAGGCUUUCCAUGCCUGUGAAAGAGAGUUCUUGUCUUAAAAAUAUUGGAACAAAGGCAGAUGAAAAACAAAUUGAUGGGCUCACUGUAUCAACUGAUAAUUCUUUGCCAAAAACCAUUGUUGGAAAAACGGCUCGAAAAACCGUAGUUCAAAAGGUUCUUAAUAGUCAUUCUAAUACGACAGACUUUCCUGGACUUAACUUUUCUAGAAAAAGGAAACGCAGAUCUUUUGAUAAAUCUAUCAGAAAAUCUCCUCGACUUAUCGUUAGCAAGGAAAAUUUGGGAAAAAUCAAAAUGAAAGAUCAAAAAAUUGAUAUAAACAGCGAACUGAUAAAAGAACAAAAGCUUAAGAAAAUCCUGAAACAUAAUGUUUCUGAAGAAUCUUCUACAGCGGUUGAAACGGUUGCAUCUAUCACGGAAAAGUCAUUUGGUGAAGACGAUAUAUCGAAUAUAUCAGGUAGUAAUAAUAUAUUUUUUAUUAACCUAAUAUAA